AUGGGCGAGAGGCGCGAGCACAAUGACGAGUGUCCGGAUGAGAGCAGCGAUGCCAUUGCACAAAAAGCUCAUAUUGAUAUAGUCAUCGUCAAAACUAAUAUAAUUAGAUAUGAUAUAAGUUCUGUGUCAAGGGAUUCCAAUACAAAGCCUCAAAAGGAGGCAGAACCGAGCGGCCAGCUCUUCUCGGUCCUCGAGCCCGAGAAGGAGGCCCCGGAGGCGGUCGCCCACAAGUCCGAGAAGGAGGCCCCGGAGGCCGUCCACGAGCCGAGAGGAGGGGCCCCGGAGGCGGUCGCCCACAAGCCCGAGAAGGAGGCCCCGGAGGCCGCGCCCAAGAAGGAGGCCCCGGAGGCCGUCCACGAGCCCGAGAAGGAGGCCCCGGAGGCCGUCCACGAGCCCAAGAAGGAGGCCCCGGAGGCCGUCCACGAGCCCGAGAAGGAGGCCCCGGAGGCCGUCCACGAGCCCAAGAAGGAGGCCGGAGGCCGUCCACGAGCCCUAGAUGUAGGCCUCGGAGGCCGUCCACAUGCCCGAGAAGGAAGCCCCGGAGGCGGUCGCCCACGAGCCCUAGAUGGAGGCCUCGGAGGCCGUCCACGUGCCCGAGAAGGAGGCCCUGGAGGCGGUCGUCCACGAGCCCUAGAUGGAGGCCUCGGUGGCCGUCCACGAGCCCGAGAAGGAAGCCCCGGAGGCGGUCAUCCACGAGCCCUAGAUGUAGGCCUCGGAGGCCGUCCACGUACCCGAGAAGGAGGCCCUAGAGGCGGUCGUCCACGAGCCCUAGAUGGAGGCCUCGGAGGCCGUCCACGAGCCCGAGAAGGAGGCCCGGAGGGGUCGCCACGAGCCCGAGAAGGAAGCCCCGGAGGCCGACCACGAGCCCUAGAUGGAGGCCUCGGAGGCCGUCCACGAGCCCGAGAAGGAGGCCCCGGAGGGGGUCAUCCACGAGCCCUAGAUGUAGGCCUCGGAGGCCGUCCACGUACCCGAGAAGGAGGCCCUAGAGGCGGUCGUCCACGAGCCCUAGAUGGAGGCCUCGGAGGCCGUCCACGAGCCCGAGAAGGAAGCCCCGGAGGCCGACCACGAGCCCUAGAUGGAGGCCUCGGAGGGCCGUCCACGAGCCCGAGAAGGAGGCCCCGGAGGGGUCGCCCACGAGCCCGAGAAGGAAAGCCCCGGAGGCGACCACGAGCCCUAGAUGGAGGCCCCGGAGGCCGUCCACGAGCCGAGAAGGAGGUCCGGAGGCGGUCGCCCACGAGCCCGAGAAGGAAGCCCCGGAGGCCGACCACGAGCUCUAGAUGGAGGAGGCCGCCACGAGCCCGAGAAAGAGGAGAGGUGGUCCCCACGAGCCCGAGAAGAAGCCCCGGACGACCAUGA
This is a messenger RNA of Penaeus vannamei (Pacific white shrimp), 1356 nucleotides long. The record is from RefSeq and is a predicted model, not a curated record. NCBI's taxonomy places the organism in Eukaryota, Metazoa, Arthropoda, Malacostraca, Decapoda, Penaeidae.